Messenger RNA from Tribolium castaneum (red flour beetle), 2676 nucleotides. It is a transcript of the gene lobo, whose product is annotated as lost boys. Gene Ontology annotation, cellular component: motile cilium. Gene Ontology annotation, biological process: flagellated sperm motility. The transcript is spliced from 12 exons. NCBI's taxonomy places the organism in Eukaryota, Metazoa, Arthropoda, Insecta, Coleoptera, Tenebrionidae. The record is from RefSeq and is a predicted model, not a curated record. Bases 23 to 2638 code for a protein of 871 amino acids.
ACGCGUUCAAUUGUUGUCAAAAAUGGAGUCAGAUUUGGACUUCUUUCCGGAUUAUUUGAACGGUUACCAGUUCGACGAUGGCGAAGGCGAAGAAGUGGAAGAAGAGGAGAUCAAAUACCAUUACAUCGAGAUCUUGGACGCUCCGCGAGAGCUAUUACCACCGGUCGAAUUAACUCUGAAAGACCUCUCGCACAUAGCGAACGAGCUGGGUUUGAUAAAACUUUGUUGGCCCGAAAUCGAACAUCCGGAAUUUGAGAAUCGGGUGAACUUCCCGGAAAGCUACUUAGCCAAUUCCAAUAAGGAGAAGUUGCUUUUGCUCUACACGGAAAAUUUCAGGAGGCAAUUCAGCUACAAGUAUCCUCACAGGAAGCAAUUAUUUCUGGCCAGUAACAACGAAUGCGGAAUGCAGAAAAUGGUGUGCAAUACGAUUCGGCUCACAACGCUUCCCUAUCCGGAAAUUGAAACCUGGCAGGACUGCGCGAAAUUUGUGGGAAAUGCGCUGCGGUUCGAGCCGUUCGAGAUUCCCACCUUGAUUCCAAACCGUUUCUACUCUCCUCACACAACCUUCGUCCGCAAGUCCGGACAGCCCCACGAGCUUGCUUGUGUCCUUUGUUCCCUCCUCAUAGGCCUCGGUUACGAUGCCUACGUGGUCUUCGGCUACGCAGUGCGAGAUAUAACGUUACGAAUAAUGAGUCGUGUCGAUUCUCCAUACCCCCCCGAUGAGAAACAAGAAGAUGUACGUGACGAAGGUGAAGACAAUAAGAAAUACACCGUUAAGCCCCCCAGAGAUUUGCGAAGUAAAUUUUUAUUGAUGAUGGAACAGAAAAAAAUCGAUCAGAUCAAAGCCGAACAAGAACGCGAAGCCGAACUGGAACGGCAGAGAGAAGAGGAGGAGGAACGGCCGCCGCCGGACGAUCUGGAAGGGAUGAGGUUCCAUUUUUGGGUCCUGAUAAGGACAGAAGGUCGCGCCAUCGACGAAAAUACUUUCGUUGAGCCGAGUACUGGAUAUGCGCAUCCGGUUAAUAGUCCGUUGUACAGUGGCAUCGAAAGUGUUUGGAAUCAUUUGAAUUAUUGGGUCAAUAUGCAAGACUGCAAGGAAGGGUUGGGUACAAUCGACUACAAUUUGCACGAUGUUGAAAAAUGGGAACAUUUGUUGAUCGGAGAGCCGACUCAGUGGAGAGUCACCGUCGAAAAUUUAAAUAUGGAUGACGAAGAAGCCGCUUUAGCGAAAAUAAUGGAAGAAAAACAUUUAGACAUGCCGAUAUCUUGGAGCAUGAAAAUAUCUAUACCGCACAAAGCUCUAAAACAAAAAUACCCCGAAGGCAUGAUCAGUACUUGGUAUAAAAAAACACUAGUCGAAGAAUACGCCCCUUAUAUUCAAUAUGACGGACUUUUAACCAAAAUUAUGAGAUAUAAAGACUUUGAUUGUACGGAAUGUAUCACAGUUGAGCAGAUUUACGAAAACAGACAAGACAAAUUGAAGAAAAUUGUUUAUGAUUUAAAAAGCGAUCUAGUCACGGAGUAUUUUGGCCCUGGGCGAGAAGAUGCCGUGAUUGAGCACACUUACUCGAAUAAAGACACCGAUUCAAAUAAGCGGAUAAUUAAGUUCAACCACAAGGCACGCUACGACGGCUUGGAAAAAAUUGAAUUCGAGCGGGAACACAUGGUUGAAUAUUACAUAGACCGUGACGAUUUGUUUUAUUUUCGCGAAGUGUUCUACGCCCGCAAAGGCCAACCCCCGCCUGGGUUCACCGAAAGUCACCGAAAAUUGAUUCUAAGAAUAAUCGAGAAAUACGAAAGGAACCAUAAAGUCCCCGCGAGUCACGAUAUCGCGACCCGAGAAUUCGCAAUCGUCGAUAGACAGAUUCUUCUAAAGUAUCAUUUCGGGGAAGGAAGAGUCACUUGCUCGACCAGGAAUUUCAAUAAGCCUUCGAUUGCGGAAUCGGGGGAGGGAAUGAAGUUCACACCUGAACUCACCUGGGGUUAUGUCGCCGAAAUCGGGGCGAAGCCCCCCACACAGCUGGAGUUGUUCCUUUUAUUCCAGAAAAUGUUGAAAGAAGAGGAGAAAUCCCUGUCGCGGAUCCGCGAAAUCGAGGACCAGGUUGCAGAGUUUUUGACGCUGAGAGACCACGAAAUGGCAUUCCCGAAGCUGGACGUCUCGCUAUUUAAUAUCGAGCAGAACGAGGAGUACCGUCAGGGAAUGUUGGAGAAAGAAAAACAAGAACAGGAAUAUAAAGAAAGGGAAAUUGAGGAUGCAGGUGUUGAGUAUUUGACGCCGUAUUUGACUCUGUUGGGAAAUCCGGAGAGCGUAACCCCGGUUGAGGCGUUCAAGAUUAAGGAGAAGUGUCUCAGUGAUUUUAAACAGUUGUUGCUUAAUCGGGCCAUUUGUAUUCAAAAACAGUUCGAACACUGGACGCAGUAUUUGAAAGACAGGCAACAGUGGUACAACAUUAAUCAAGACACGGUCACAGAAGAGGACGAAAUAAAAUAUUUUCAGGAAGUUAAUGACUUGACUUUUCUUUUACAGUGCUACGAAAUUCGCUUGGCUCGUCAUCGUGACUUAUCAUUUUUCAGAUAUGAAGCCGUGGUCAGGUAUUUGAAUGCACAAUUAAAACCACUGAUCGAAACAUUUGGAUAACGUAUAUUAAAAAAUAAAAAAUUAUGAGAUCCAUACAU